This is a messenger RNA of Exaiptasia diaphana, 587 nucleotides long. Its product is annotated as 39S ribosomal protein L49, mitochondrial. The transcript has 4 exons. Lineage: Eukaryota; Metazoa; Cnidaria; Anthozoa; Actiniaria; Aiptasiidae. Gene Ontology annotation, biological process: translation. The record is from RefSeq and is a predicted model, not a curated record. Gene Ontology annotation, molecular function: structural constituent of ribosome. Bases 23 to 487 code for a protein of 154 amino acids. Gene Ontology annotation, cellular component: mitochondrial large ribosomal subunit; ribosome.
CGGUAAAUCGCAAGAAAACAAAAUGGCGCGCAUGUUGGGAAGUUGCAGAAGUUUGUGGAGCGUUUUCGAGUUUAGAAAUGCUGUUUUAUGCGCACGAAAUGGAACAGUGACAUUGCAAACUCAUCAAAAGCACGAUUUGACAGAUAAAAUUCAAAAUAUCAGCAUAGAUCCGGAACGACUUAAAGAAAUUGAUGAAUCACCAAGUGGAUGGGUUCCGCCCUCAGAAAAAGUACCUGAUCUUCCAUUUUCAAUCAGGAGAUCUAAAAUGAAUAAUCUUCCAGUAUAUACAGACUUCAAAGGUGGAGGAACAAGACAUAUCACCAUUAUUAGAAGGAUUAAAGGGGAUCUCAAAGCAGUUGAAGAAUUAUUAAGAGCUAAACUUGAUAAAGAUCUCAUUAUUCAGCUGAAUGAAUUAACAGGACAAGUCAAGAUUAAAGGCAAUCACAAGGACAAAGUUGUAACACUGAUGAAAGAGCUAGGAUUUUAAAUUGUAAAAGAAUUUUGUUUGUGAAUAAAAACUCAGUUAUGAAGAGUUUGAACAUGAAUACAUCACAUGAUGAUGACGGCAUUAUAGAUGAUCCAUAAUG